Argentina anserina (silverweed cinquefoil) is the source of this 2064-nucleotide messenger RNA. RefSeq names its product LEAF RUST 10 DISEASE-RESISTANCE LOCUS RECEPTOR-LIKE PROTEIN KINASE-like 1.5. NCBI's taxonomy places the organism in Eukaryota, Viridiplantae, Streptophyta, Magnoliopsida, Rosales, Rosaceae. Gene Ontology annotation, molecular function: protein kinase activity; ATP binding. Bases 94 to 1968 code for a protein of 624 amino acids. Gene Ontology annotation, biological process: protein phosphorylation. The transcript has a single exon. The record is from RefSeq and is a predicted model, not a curated record.
UCCUCUUCACAUGACUCUCCCCUCACUCCAUCCCACAUUCAUUUCUAAGAUCUCAUCUCCCCCUGGCCCCUGGUUCCCUCUCUCACUUCCUCCAUGCCUCCCUCCCUCGCCGCCUUCGUCUUCUUCCUCGGCCUCAUUUCCUCAGUCCACUCCCACUUCUGUUCCCCACACCACCAAUCCCUCUGCCCUCCCUUCACCUCCACCCCUUCCUUCCCCUUCUCUUUCUCCCCCGGCUGCGGCCACCCCUCUUUCCAACUCAAAUGCCACGCUAACCACUCCCUCAUCUCCAUCAACAACCUUCCCUUCUCCAUCCUCCGCUACGAGCCCAACUCCACCUCCCUCCUCCUCUCCCCCCGCAUCAUCAACUCCACACUUCAUUCCAAACCCAACUGCUCAUCCCCUCUUUCAAUCCCCACCCACUCCAUCAACCUCUCCUCCUCUCCUUUUCGCUUCUCCGACGGCUCCUGCAGCCGCCUCUCCGUUCUCAAACCCUGCUCCCCUCCGAGCCUCCCCAACUGCAGCCACUGCCCUUGGGAAUGCAAGCUCAUUAAGAGCCCGGUAAAGCUUCUCCACGGCUGUGGAUCUAGCCACAGCUCUGUUCCCAACCAGGGCUGCCAGGGCGAUGUCUUGGGCUAUCUCGACAGCUUCCUCCAGCUGGGGAUCGAGCUCAAGUGGGACGAAGCUCAAGACUCCUACUUCUCAAACUGCGGAGACUGUAAAGCCAAGAACGGCCUCUGCGGCUUCAAUUCCUCCGACAUGUUGCAGCCGUUUCUCUGUCUCCGCACCAUAGCUCAGCUCUCGCCGCCGUGGAUUAGUACUCACAACCCCAAUCGAGUUGCGAUUGUCUGCUCUGUCUUCGCAGUGACGUGCUUGAUGGUGGUAGUGUCAGUCUCUGUAGCUAUAUUCAGAGCCAGAAGACUCCACCCCGCCGCCGCAGAAGAAGACCCGACGGCAUUGUUCCUCCAGCGCCACCGCUCCGCCAGCCUCCUCCCUCCUGUCUUCACCUACGAAGAGCUGGAAAUCUCCACCAACAAAUUCGACAGCAAGCGCAAAAUCGGCGACGGCGGGUUCGGCUCAGUCUUCUUAGGCCACCUCUACGACGGCCGCGUCGUCGCCGUCAAGUACCUCCACAAGCCCCACCACUCCUCCAGCUCCGGCAAUAAGGCCUUCUGCAACGAAAUCCUUAUCCUCUCGUCAAUUGACCAUCCUAACCUCGUCAAGCUCCACGGCUACUGCAGCGACCCCCGAGGCCUUCUCCUAGUCUACGACUACGUCCCCAACGGCACUCUCGCCGACCACCUCCACGGCCACAAGAGCCUCUACCGGAGAGGCUCGAUGACGUGGCAGGUGAGGGUUGAUAUAGCUUUACAGAUAGCCAUGGUUAUGGAGUACUUACAUUUCUCGGUGGUGCCUCCGGUGGUUCAUAGGGACAUUACGUCGUCUAAUAUUUUUGUCGAGAAAGAUAUGAGGAUCAAAGUCGGGGAUUUCGGGCUGUCGAGGCUGUUGGUGUUCCCCGAAACGACGUCGUCGAGUUCGGGCUAUGUUUGGACCGGGCCGCAGGGGACGCCGGGUUAUUUGGACCCGGAUUACCACCGGUCGUUCCGGUUGACGGACAAGAGUGACGUGUACAGCUUCGGGGUGGUGGUGUUGGAGUUGAUAUCGGGGCAGAAGGCGGUGGACCAGAGGAGGGACAAGAGGGAGUUGGCGUUGGCGGAUAUGAUGGUGUCCAAGAUCCAAAUGGGCCUGCUCCACCAGGUGGUCGACCCGGUUUUGGUUGUGGAGGGGAGUGUGACGGAUGGGGUCGACGUGGCGGCGGAGCUGGCGUUUAGGUGUGUUGCGGCGGAGAAGGACGACCGUCCAGAUGCGAGGGAGGUGGUGGAGGAGCUGAAGCGGAUCAGGAGCCGUACACGUGGGGUUAGCCGCGCUUCGAGUUCGAAUGUGAUUGGUGGGGAGGUGACGAAAAGCUGAGCGUGAUGGGGGAUGGUUGGGGUUGCACAUGUGCAAAAGGUUUGACUGAGGAGAAAGGAACAGUCUUUGAAAUCAGAAUAGGUCUGAUGGCUUUUG